Sclerotinia sclerotiorum 1980 UF-70 is the source of this 1347-nucleotide messenger RNA. RefSeq lists its product with no specific name. The transcript is spliced from 3 exons. Bases 1 to 1347 code for a protein of 448 amino acids. The record is from RefSeq and is a predicted model, not a curated record. NCBI's taxonomy places the organism in Eukaryota, Fungi, Ascomycota, Leotiomycetes, Helotiales, Sclerotiniaceae.
AUGCUUUAUCUCUUUCUCGCACAGGGAGGUCAAGUUUACUUUGUCAAGCUUCCUCCACCGUCUCCGGGAAAUUCUAUAUUUACCUUCCCCACUACGCCAUCUUUUUCAAGUACUCUUCCAAUCAGGCAAAAUACAAGCAAAAGAGGACGCGAUAGUAGGAAGGGUUUUAGAAGCUCUUGUAGAAAACUGAAUACGGUCGACACAAAUGAUUAUGUGCCGGACUUUACUCCACUUACGUCCAUUGACGUUACGCCCAAUAAUGACUCUUCGCCUGGAUUUUCUCGGCAGCAAGUCCCAUCCAAAAAACACGUUACCAUUGAAUUCGGGGACGCAGUCUCCGUAUGUUUGAAUCUUGAUAAACCUCCAGGAGGUCGUCGUGAGCCUGUAGAAACUGCAGGUUAUCCUUUUCCCGUACUCGAUGGUGAAUCACUUCAAAAACUCAUAGCUCACGAGAAGUCCCAAAAAUCCGCCAUCUCAUCCACCAUCUCAUCCACGGCAUCCAAUGUUUCCAGUAUGUUCAGUCCAUCCGUUGAAACAACCCCAAACAGACCAUUGCAUGCAUUAGUUCCCACGAGACCGCUUGCUCCUGAGCCAUUGCUACUUCCCCACAGUACUUGCUUUAUUCGUUGCGAUCCCGAUCAAGGUAUCAGAAUCUGCAUUCUACCUGAGAUAAUGGAGAAUUCGGAAAUAACAUGGAUCGAUCUUCCCGGAAUAUGGAUCCACACGACGAAGCAAAAAUUACCAGAAGGAGCUUUUGUAAUGGGUUUUGCAGAUUGGAUCUACUCGGAACAAUGGAUCUCGGCACUCUACCAGGAAGUUUUGAUUAAUGAAUCACUGAGGGGGUGUGAGCAAGACUAUGCCAAAUCUGGACAUGUAUGGGAAGCGUCAGGAAUAGUCUCUGGAUACAAAGAUGCAUACAUGGAAUCUACUUCCGAUCUGGAAGGUAAUACCAAAUCCGUACGCAGGACAAUACAGUAUCCCAGCGGCGAUGAUUUAGGCGUAAAUUGGUCCGCGUCGGAAGCCGAGAACACAAGAACCAAAUUGGCUAACAAGAGGGAAAUUUCGGUGAAAUGGGAAAGAGAGGUGCGAGAAUCAACAUGGCCCUGGUAUCUUUGGAGACAAUUUGGUUUGUCGAGAGGUUGGAUAAAGGAACCCGAGGAAUUUGGGGACAGAAUGAGGAAUAAAGAUGAUGUUGAAGGACUAAGAAGAAUAAUUACUCACGGUUGUUCACCGGUCGGUUAUGAAGAUAUGGAUGAGGCUUUGGAUGGAGAGUCCAUUGCUGAUUUCAGGACCUGGUGGAGGAUAAGACACAAAUGUUUUGGAGGCCCUAAGUGGGAGGGAUUGUAA